GGACCUGAGCUUUCAAGAUACACUGAUAUCAUUCUCAAGUAUCAUUGGCUGCGUGGCACACGAGCACAAUAUGUUCACUAUCUCCAUAAGCACUACGGUCCCAUUGUCCGUGUUGGACCCAACGAAGUUGAUAUCUCCGACAUCAGCGCCGUCAAGGAGAUACACAGUGUCAAAGGCGGUUACAAAAAGUCCCGAUUUUAUGAGUUGCUCGUACCUGGAACAACCAACGUCUUUAACUCGACAGACACAGAAUUCCAUCGUCGACAUCGUCGCAUUCUAUCCUCCCCUCUUUCGGAGUCGUCGAUCAAAACUGUCGAAUUAGCUGUUGAUCAGAAAGUGAAAUUGGUAAUCAGCAAGAUGGCAGAGGAAAUGGCAGCGCGACAAGUCACAGAUGUCGCAAAGAUGUGGUUGUUCAUGGCAACUGACAUUAUUUCUGAGUUGAGCUUUGGCGAGUCAUUUGGCAUGUUGGAAGCUGGCAAGAAAAACCAGUAUAUCGAAGACCUGGAAGGACUCGCAGCCAGAGGUCCUAUCCUCACAACUUUCCCAACCCUCAUUGCCAUCGCUAGAAAGAUUCCCCUUCCGGUCCUUCAAAAAACAGCUGCGGCGGCAGCAAGGUUGAGGAAUUACGCGCAGCACGCUGUCCUCAGGUAUAAGAGAGACUUCGCGAGCAAUCCGGCUGCAGCUAAGCCGAUGCUCUUCAAGAAACUGUUUGAAGCAGGAGAAGAUGGCCUCUCUGAUGAGGAGAUUCGAGCUGAAGCACAAGCCUACAUCGUGGCUGGGUCCGACACAACUGCGACCACCUUGACUUAUCUGAUCUGGUCUGUCUGCCGAGACAUGAGAGUCAAGCAAACCCUCGUCUCAGAGCUUAACAAACUCCCGGCUGACUUUGACGACAACGAUCUUCGCUCCCUUCCGUAUCUCAAUGCCGUCAUUGAUGAAACCUUGAGACUCUACGCAGCAGCGCCAUCUGCCCUUCCUCGGGUAGUGCCACAUGGUGGUUCUACCUUGGCUGGAUAUUACCUUGCGCAAGACACUGUUGUGUCGACACAAGCAUGGACACUGCAUCGCGAUCUGACGCUAUUCCCGAACCCUGAGCGAUUUGACCCCUCAAGAUGGUUGGAGGCGACCAAAGAGAUGAGGGAUGGGGUUAUGCCAUUCGGUGGGGGAGCCAGAGUUUGCAUCGGCAAGCACCUCGCUAGAAUGGAACUCCGGUUGGGCACUGCAAGAUUCUUUCGGGCCUUUCCCUCUGCUGUAGUUUCGAUAAGUGAGGGUAUGUCUGAUCAAGAUAUGAUUCCCAAAGUGUUUUUUCUCCUGGCACCAAAUGGAGGGCGCUGUCUCAUUGAAGCCAGAUAA
Messenger RNA from Fusarium vanettenii 77-13-4, 1353 nucleotides. RefSeq lists its product as uncharacterized. The record is from RefSeq and is a predicted model, not a curated record. The annotation marks the transcript as partial. NCBI's taxonomy places the organism in Eukaryota, Fungi, Ascomycota, Sordariomycetes, Hypocreales, Nectriaceae. The transcript has 4 exons. Gene Ontology annotation, molecular function: heme binding; monooxygenase activity; iron ion binding.